GACCGUCGCUAUGGCGACCUGACGGAGGAUCAGCUGCCGUCCUGUGAGAGCCUGAAGGACACUAUUGCCCGGGCACUGCCCUUCUGGAACGAUGAGAUCGUGCCCCAAAUCAAGGACGGGAAGAGGGUUCUCAUCGCCGCCCACGGCAACAGUCUCAGAGGCAUUGUCAAGCACCUGGAGGGUAUGUCAGAGGAGGCCAUCAUGGAGUUGAACCUGCCUACAGGGAUCCCCAUCCUGUAUGAACUGGACAAGAACCUGAAGCCUGUAGGGCCCAUGCAGUUCCUGGGAGACGAGGAGACAGUGAAGAAGGCCAUGGAGGCUGUGGCUGCCCAGGGCAAGGCCAAGAAAUAGAUACAGCGCCCCCGCGUGGUCAGGAGGCGUCGGUGCGGCUAGAACACGUUAUAAUAAUAAUCACACACACAGCGUGACAUUACAUUAUCAUGUUUACACGCAGACAGAUAUGUGUGUGUAUAUAUAUAUAUAUACAUAAAUACAUACACACACACUUCAAAUACGCACUCACACACAUCACAUUACACUAUAGGUGGAUUUGAUAGGUCUUUGCUUUCCUGCACAUAUAUUUUUCCUGCACAUUGAGACGUCAGUAUUACACAGCCAAUAGGAAUCAGUAAUACUGGAUUGUACGGAUCAUCAUAAUAUGAGUUGAUCAAGAUUGUUUGAAUUGACCAAAAACACACAGGAUAGGGACCAGCUAACAGGGUAUUUACAGUAUCCAAAAACACAGGAUAGGGACCAGCUAAUAGGGUAUUUACAGUAUCCAAAAACAAUCAGGACCAGCAUAUAUAGUAUUUAUCUAAAUGGGGAAAAUGAUAGUGUGCUUUCUACUGCCAUGUAGUUUUGCACUGAGUGAACAUGUAUGUAAACAUUGACGGGCACGUUUGAAAAAGGAAACAUUGAAUCUCAUUUUAUUGUUGUAGCUCUACGGCAACAGUAUGUUAUCAUGGUUAUGGUGGUUAUUGUUAAAAGGGGCAGGCGGACCUGUUCUGUACUGUACUGCUGACCUUAGAAUGGUAGAGCGGGUGCCUCAUUCAGGAGAGGUUCUAUACCCCUUCCACUCAUUCUAAUUCCAUGCUGCUGACCUGUGCUUAGUGUUCUGUGUGGAAUAAAAAAGAUGAAUCUUAUAUAUUUUAUGAGCUGUCAAA
Salvelinus sp. IW2-2015 is the source of this 1163-nucleotide messenger RNA. RefSeq names its product phosphoglycerate mutase 1. Gene Ontology annotation, molecular function: intramolecular phosphotransferase activity. NCBI's taxonomy places the organism in Eukaryota, Metazoa, Chordata, Actinopteri, Salmoniformes, Salmonidae. Gene Ontology annotation, biological process: glycolytic process. The record is from RefSeq and is a predicted model, not a curated record.